This is a messenger RNA of Hyalella azteca, 7681 nucleotides long. RefSeq lists its product as uncharacterized. The record is from RefSeq and is a predicted model, not a curated record. NCBI's taxonomy places the organism in Eukaryota, Metazoa, Arthropoda, Malacostraca, Amphipoda, Hyalellidae. The transcript is spliced from 15 exons. The coding region runs from base 149 to 4036 and encodes 1295 amino acids.
UUACAGAUUUUAUUCAUGUGCUGAUAAUUUAUUUGUUUCAAGUGCAAAAAUUAUUUGAUUAUAAGUCUUAAAUUCUUAAUAAUAUUGACCAUCCAUCAAAUUUUGAUUAUCUAUAUAAAUUAUCAAAGCUUUUAAAUGACAACUAAUUAUGCACUCCUUGGAUACAACAUCUGAUGGAAUGGAGGACAACUCUAAUGAAAGAAGCAACCUUGCUAGCAGCCCCAGUGCUGAAGUGCUGAAGAGUGUUGAGGAUAGCUUAAAAAAACUUCUGACAGCAAGAGGAAAUGAAGAGCUCAGUGGUAUCCUUGUGCACAAAUUCUCUUCGAAUUCCUUCUUCCUGCCCGCCAGUAAGCUUCCUCAUCCUGGUGCUGAAGAAGUGUCUCUGCAAUACUUUUUGCGUAAAGUGAGUGCGGCUGGCAAGUCUAAGAACUCAAAUAAACUACACAAGCAAAAAGCGCACGACAGAACCGGGGUUUCAGGGGAUCUGGUGGCUGGAGCAAAGACUCUGGUGGAUCUCAAGAAAGUUAAAAUUGGAAAUCUGGAAUGCAGUGAGACUUGGGAAAUUGUGUCAAUUGACAAGAAUCUUCCAGAAAUUAAAUUAAAACUUGAGUUGAUAAGCCCUGUGGAAAACCAAAACUAUGGUGUCUCCAUCCAAGACCCUAUUGAGGCUCAAAAGAUAUUGGAAGGUUUGGACAUACACUUGCUACUCAACAUAAUUCAAAACGGCAUGCUGCAGUUAAAUCUCAGUCCUGCAGAGGCCCAAGUGGUGCAGGCACUCAGGAUUUGCCGCAACCAACUCAGCCACUCAGUCAAGGUCCCUCAGCCUGACUGGCUAAACGAUGUGGCGGCUGUACUGAAGGAAGCCCUGCUGUGUUUGGCACAACCCACUCAACAGGAGCUUAUAGAGCAAGAAAUCACUUGCAUUCUCAAGCGGCUCAGUAGUGAAACACUCAUAGGCGAGCUGCAAGCGGAGCUGCGGCGCCGGGCACCUCGCAAGGCUUUCAUUGAGCGACGCUUCCUGCUGCCCUCAGGGAGGGAGUGCACUACAUCGGAGCUGCACGGGAUGUUGAUGGGAGGGCUGCGGGUUAGAGGGGAAGUGUGCAGCGGCCGCACGUCUUUCCUGCUGCAGCUCUACGCCGCGUGGGCGGAACCUUCCUCAUCCCUGGCAGCGAAGUUCAGACUCUGCCUGCCGCCCCUCAACCAGCUGCCUGCUGAUGAUAAGUACCCUGUGAUGGCUGUGGUGCGGCAGUGGGCCCCCUGCACGGUCCAGGACUACGGUGAGGCGGAAGUGGAGGCAGUUGUGCUGGCGAUGCUCGGGGAGACGCUGGUGCUGGUGGACGCUGUGAGCGGCUACGACCGCUGGCCCUGCGCUGCCAGCAGCGGCUGGGUGGUCACAGAUGGCAUCCUCAAUGCUGAUCUUAAUGUGCGUGCAGUGGCUGACGUGUUGCACAAGGAGGAGUUGUCGGUGACGUUGCUGCCCCUGACGGAAGAACAAGUGCGGGAGGAGGUGCGUGGUUGGAACUCCCGACACAGCACGCAGUACAGUUUACUGCAGCAGUUCCAGGACAAGGAACUGCUCACGUGUCCCCACGCUCUCUCAAUAUUCCAACGCAUUACGUCUACUGUUGUACGGAACCUUGAUUUGCAGGUCAUGAGAGAGCUCGUCGAAACUAGCCAUCAACGCUUGACUCGUGAUAAAGAUGAUUCACUAGAUGGAGAAUUCUACUACGAAGCUGCCUUCAACAAUAUCCUAGCAAACAAACAAAUCAUCGAACACAUCAAUGGACGCCAAGUUCCAGCUUACGUUGUGGGCCCUCGCAAUGGUUCUUUUUACUUCAAAUCUCUCGGCGUUGAAGAAUAUUGCGCCGCGAUGUACGUAGUGAACAACCCGCACGUAGCUUCCUGGCGGUGGCUAAGACACUCGCUCAGAUUCCAAAGAGUUUUUACGUUCGUCUUACAGUAUUGGAACGAACGCGGACUCUUGCAGAAACACCAGAACAUCAUAGAGAAUUAUCUUUCUGUUGUGCUGGGCUUAUAUCGCUAUAAAAAUGUGAGAAAUGAUUACAGCAACGCCAAGCACUGGAGAACUCAACGACCUCUGGACUGGACGUUGGAGCAAGAAGGCUUCGUACGCGUAAAUUACUCGAAAUGUAAGCUCUGGCUGCAUAUAUUCUACGUGCUGGAGUCCGCGAGUGGCGAUCUGAUGGCCGUGCAGCUGGUGCUGCGACACCUGUUGCAGUACACCUGCUGGAUCCUGGACGUCAAGUCCUUCAGCGACGCCGCUUACGAGGAAUUCAGUCGCCUGUGCCACAAGAUUGUGGCGCUCUUCAGUAAGCAGGGGUCCGUGGAGACGCUGGAGCGACUACCACUGAUGAAGCUGAACUACCGAUGCAACCUGGACACGCUCAAAGGCCUCGACCUGCUGCUGCAGGCGCUGUGCUGCUUGCUGCAGCUAAACAAACCCUGCCAAGUUAUGAUCACUGAGUACUACAACCGACGGGACUACAAGUACGGCCGCGCCCCGCUGGUGAACUGCCUUAAAGACGUCGCCCGACGUCUGCACGAGUCACGGCUCAGCGUCACCUCCUUCGUCGGUCCUCUCGCCCUGCCGCCCGUCUCACUACAGGAAGGCGGGUUUUCUUCACUGAAGGAACUGCGCGUGACGGUCUAUAGUUGCAACAGUGUUCAGACCCUCCUGCAGUCGUGUCCUCAGACCCUGCGCUGGCUCAACCUCAGUGUAGACCUCAUCAAGACUCCACACGGUGACAGUGCGCAGUCUUCCUAUAAACCCCCACAAGACAACAUCGUCCAAGACCCUAGCAAGCCCUCACAUAGCAACGCCUUACAAGCCCACGGCCACGUGGCAGACCAGCCGUGCGCCGUGCCGCCCUCCUGCUACGUCAGACUCGCGCUGCGUUACCCGGGUGCCCUGCAGGUGAUGUCGCUGUUCUCUGGUGUACGCGAGUUGCGCGUGCUGCGCCUACACGGCAUCCACCCUCCUGACGCGGGGGUCGCCGCGCCCUCCGUGCCCUCCAGCCUGCACGUGCGCUGCCUCGUCCUGAAGUUCGUGAGUGACUACGGCGUGAAGCACCAGCCUCAAGUGGUGCGCAGCUGGUGCUCGAGCCUCCUCUCCAGCCUCACGAGCAGCUGUGGCUCUUUCUCGCGUCUCAUUGUGGCGCGACCUCCGGCACCUUGGAGCCUCACAGAGAUCCAGUCUCAGCUGCGGCAGGAGGCGUUGCAGGUGCAACGGCUGAUAGUGCAAGGAGGAACCGUCUCGGCCGAGGAGGCCCUUACCUGCCUUAGAGCUGCUGGGGCGCAGCCACUAAGUCCAGCUGCCCACGAAGGCGCCCCGCUAAGGGCACGUCUCCCUCAGGAACGUCUUGACGCCCUCAGGAAGCACAAGCCCAGCGGCCACGAGCUGCUCAUCAUCAACGUAACUGAGGGCGCCGAUGUCCGCGAGUUCUCUGAGGGUAAUCCUGAGGGGCUGCCCCCUCACUUCGCGUCCCUCGUCCAAGCCGCCUACGAGAGCGCCCUCGUGUCGUUCUGCUACGAGGCGCAGGAAGGCGCCCUGGAGGUUCUGCUGGCGCCUACCCGCGACCUGCGCCUGCACCUGACCUGCCUCGACAUGCGCGACCAGCACGUGGAGCAAUUGCAUCAGGUGCAGCGAACGCAGCAGGUGCAGCAGGUGAAAGCUGUACUGCAGCUGCUGUCACGCGCUCAGUAUGUGAUGCUACGAUGCCCUCAUCUCACUGCACGAGGCUUCAUCGCCCUCAUCACCGCCCUGGACGCCGUGAGGGGCGGAGGUGCUCAGCCCUACAGCAUCACCCUCAUCACUACUUUGCAGGUGCAGGCGCCUCCUGCCCUGCAGGAGCAGGUGCAGUCUCCUCCUACACUGCAGGAGCAGGCGCAGCUGUUGAAGAAGCACUUGCUCAAGCUGCCGCUGCUCAACUACGCCUGCUUCUGCGUGCUGGACGAGCAGGGGGCCCCGCGCUUGACCGUCCGGCGCACGCACGGAGGGGAUUUGAAAAUUAAUUAGUUUUUACUAGCGCCCUCAUAAAACUGGCAGAUAAUGUAUAGUGCGUCGCCCUAAUGGAACAUUCAUUCUUGGUAGUAGUUGUAGGUUUCUAGCGCUACAGAAAAUCUUAAUCUAUUUCGCGCCGAAGGUCAAACUCUCAUUACAUAGCGUCGUCGUUCUCGAGUUGAUCAGACUUAUAAUUUAGUUCACUCGGACGAUAAUGGAGGUUGUAGUCAGUUUUGUACUCCUAAUGCGGAUGUCCGCUCGCAGAUUCCCAUCGCUCAGUUGAGCGGUCAAGGUACGAUGUCGCGAGGAUACGGCUGGGUCGCGAGGUUAGUAUGCGUGGUAUCAAGUUGGUGUACUCAAGGCAGGUCUAGAGUUCUCGGAGCAGGUCACAUUGUGUCUUCGAAAAUUGUGUCUUCGAAAUGUUCUUGUUCUUGUUGGAGUUAGAAAUAAAGGAACGGGCGAGGGUAGUGUCGUCCACUGCUAAUAUCAGCGACGUAUUGGGCCAGUUCCGUAGCCAACACCUGCAGGUCUGUCGUCGGCGCGCCGUUGAUCCUCAGAUACGGUCGGUAAAGCCCUGUCUUCCUGAUGCGUUGCCAUAUUUUGGGCAUGGGGUGUUUCAGAGUUCAGCGAGUAGACAUAGCGCUUCCAGGCUUCUUUCCGGGUUGUGUUUUUAAUGUAUUGGGCGAUUGCUCUUACUCUUUUAUAUGCUAUUUUAUCAACAAUGUUGCCAGCGCGCUGAAAGGGCUUAAGGCCCGUUUUCUUUCUAGGUUUGCGCAAGUGCAGUCAUCGUCCCAUCAUGGGACACGGUGGCGGUCUGUUCCUACUUUGGAGCGAGGGAUCGCUACAUUCGCUGCCAUUCGGAUGGUGUCUGUAACGUCUCUUGUCAUUUCGUCUACUGGCAAGUCCAGUUUUGGUUCCGGCAUGCGGGUUAGUGCUCUAAAGGUCUUCCAGUCGGCUCUUUCCGUGAUAUAUCUGGGCUCAGUUGGUAAGGUCUGGCGUAUCGCGAAGUCAAUCUGUGUAGGGAAGUGGUCGCUGCCAUACGUGUCGCUCAUCACCGACCAACUGGCGUCGUUGACAUGUCAGCUGUGAACUUUGGUUACACGUUCCAGGGAGCGAACUCUAUAUUAUCGCUAUUAUUUCUUGGCAAAAGCCUCAGCUCCUUGCCUGCUGGAUCCUGCCCACAACAGCGCCCCCCGAUUGUGCACUGGUGCGUUCCAAUCUUUGCUAGUCCUCAGUCUUUACGCUGAUAGCGGAGAGCUCCCACUAAGCGCAAGAAGAGACCUCCAUAUACUGCAGUACCUUGCAAGAGCCCAACAGCUACCAAACUCCCCCUCUUGCCUGGGCAUUAGACACCAAUGGAACGCGGGGGCCUGUCGAGUGAAGGAGUCUUUCGAAUCGCGAGGCCUGUGCCCGUCUGCAUCUUACUGUGCAGACUAAACCCAUUAGCUUCUGCAACACCCCUCGCUGGUCGCUUUUCCCCUCCAUGGUCUGCCCUGGGCUUUAUGCAGAGCAGAAAAAGCGAUCCCUAAACUGAUGACAUUAGGUCUCUGUUCCUCGAUGACAUCAGCGCAUGUCACAGACGUGAUAUGCCCAUUACAUCGAUGGCUCCAAAGACGAUAGUAUAGUUGGAUGCGCCGCGAGGAGCUCGCUGAAGUUACAUGGCUAUUCCUAAAUAUUUACUGCACAGCUAUGCGGCAUUCUAUGUGCCAUUGUAAUUAAUAAGGAGAGCACGGACCUGGAGAUCUGUAUAUUCGGCGACUCAAAGAGUGCCAUCCAAGAGCUAUUGCAUUACAACUCGUCGCAUCCCUUGGUGACCGCCAUGUAUAGAUGGCUUAUCCUACUCAGUGCACGCGAAAGACUGUUACAUUCUGCUGGGUCCCCGGCCAUGUUCAAAUAGCAGGCAAGAAGCCGCGGAUGAGAUUUUACUCCGUGCAGCGGCUGAAGAGACGCCACAUCGGAAUGAUGAAGUACCCCACCGGGAUCAUUACCCCAUCUUCCUCAAGAAACUACUGGACGAGUGUCAGGGAGAGUGGACGCGCCUCGAAAAUAACAAACUCCGACAAAUGAAAGAGAAUGCAAGGCCUUGGCCGUCCUCGUCUCGCCGCGUGCGCCGGGUGGAGGCAUGCCUCACCCGCCUUCGCAAAGUAUCUUGGCCCAACCAAAACAUGGCCAUUAUAAUGUUGAUCGACUCAUAGAAUACCUGAGGACAAUAAAUGUGUUCGAUAGUGUAUAACCCGGCAUGUGAUGUACCCUUAUCUCCGUCCAUGAUGCCCAACGCGACAUUCAGCGCGAGAUAGCUUGAUCUGAAGCGCUAGCACCUAAGGCCACUAAAACAAACAUCUAUUAUUUCUUCUUCGAUCUUGUUAAAGUGGCAUAUAUUAGAGCUGGCAGGAUGUUGCAGUUGGAGCAUUUGACGGGAUGCAUGCACGGAGUGUCAUGUUGCUUAUUAUUGCUAGUGUUUGCUCACUCUGACACGCCGUCGAUUUGCGAUUAAUCAGAAUAGAGAAAUUUAGAAACACCAGCGUUUUCCACGGCGGCCUCACGCUAUCUUCCUCAGCCCUGAUUCAUGAAUUGUUUUAUAGUCGUCCAUAAUCGGCCACAACUCGUUAGUUGAGUUUAAUCAUUGUUGAUCAGUCAUAAUUGUAAAUGAAAUAUUUUUAGCCCGAAGACCCUACACAUUUACGACAUUUUAGAAGAAAAUCCAGCUGUUAUUAUUUUCUAUUUACUUCCUAGUCAAGGUGAGAGGCUUGUGAGUUUAUUCAAGUCAAGGUGAGUUUAUUUCUGAGGCUUCAAUGUUCAUCAGUCGAAGGUGUGAUGUGUUGGUCAACCUGCUAUGAGUUAUUGUUAAGAAUUUUAAUUUAUUUGUUUGGAAAUUGCACGUACUGUUACUUUUCCCGGCCUGUUUUCCCUGUAGGGGGAGCUUGGACUCCUCCCCAGUUUCUACUGCCAGUUACUUUAUUUCAUCCCACGAUUAUCCCAUUAUUAAUUGACAAAAAGUCUACACUUAUUGGCGUGAAAUUACAUGAUAAAUUAUUGCAACUCUGUCAGAUAUUUUAUUGAAGAGACACUCUUUAAAAUUUUACGUAAUUUUUCUACAUUUUGUAAUGAUGAUUCAAUUAUUAUUUUCAAGUCUUUAUGCCGUUAUCUUCAUGCGUAAGAAUAAUUCACUCAGUGAUUUUAUUGUAUACUGGAAUAUUUAAAAUUUAUAUAUGGACGGGGGAAGGUUAUUUUCAAUGCAAGUGCCUUACUAUGAACUUCAACUGCAAACGUCUUUUAAAGAUGGUAUCAUAACCAGUUACACACAGACAGUGUUAUCCCGAUUUUAUUUUCUCAUUUAUUUUUCUGUAUGAAAAUAUCGGUUACUAUUUUAUACACGUGAUGCAUCGGUCACUUUAAAUAUAUUGACCUAAAAUUUCGUCUCUAUAAACAUAGUGACCGAAAAUAUUCGUCACUACAAAUGUGCCAAGCUUUUGUGCGCGAGAAGAAAGUUGUGUUUUUUACAUUGUUGCGUUAUUGUUGUGUGUGCAUUGCUAGGAAUUUUUAUGAUAAAUUUGUGGGUAAAUUAUAUGAUAGAAAUCAGUAAGUUAAUUGGGAAGUUCGAUCUAUAUGAAAAUUCUGGUCUUAAAUAAUAUUUUGAUACAAUAAAAGAAACAAAUUCAA